UCGUAUAAAUCAAUUGAGUCGAUGCCAAUCAAGUGGGGCAACACAGAUAAAUCUCCAUCACAAUGGGAAGAGAUCGCAGAUCUUGGAAGGCAAGCGAAAUGCAUAAACAAACGUCCUCCCAUCAAAAGUGUUUUAUGAGUUUUGUGUUUUGUGGUCGGGCAGAGUGAUCGAGAAAUGAUUUGUUCUUGACAUUCCACUUAAGUAAAUUUAUUUAUUAUAUUAGAAUGCAGACAGAAUAUUUAAGUGACAAAGGCAAAGGGCUAUAAAAAAAACCAAAAUAAAUAAAUAUAAAGUUGAUUUCUAACUAUAUUAUUUCCAAUCAAGCCGUAUUUAAAAAUGUAUUUAUAACAUUUGUUAUCCCCAAUGGACACCAUAAAUAUUUUCCAACAAUGGCCAGUUCAAAACGGAACUCUAGUUUCAUACAUUUACAGCCCUUCUACGCGCUUCUCAAUCUAUUGAGUGCCACCGAAAGUUCUUUGGUAGCCCGCCGUUCAAUUGAUAAACGGGCAUUAUCGCUGCGGCAAUGAUUUAUUGUUGCAUAAAUGGCACUCACUAUUUAUUAAUAAAUGAGAAGCGAAAUUCUGAUAAUUUUUAUAUAUGGGCACCAAGGAUUUGUGCCCCAGUGUUUGUGCUUGUGAGCCAAUGUAGAGCACCCGUUCGCUUCAAAUGGCCAAGUAAAUAAACAAAAGUGGAUUUUUACACUCAUCGCCGACAGCGCACAAUAAAAUGUGUGAAAAAUGUGCUAGAGCAAGUGGAAAUGCAACCGCGUAGACCAAAUAAAUAAAUAAAUAAAUACAAACUUGGAAAGCUUCGCAUGUUUGCUAAGAAAUUAAAUGAAAAUCGAUCAUUUGGGAAAUAAACGAAUGGCCAGUCAGUGGAAUUCCAAGAAAUAAAUGCCAGACCAUUGUGUGCGCCCCAAACUAACUAAUCAAAGUGUUCGACAGGUUCCUUUAGCGAUAACAAGUGGAUGACAAUGUCGCGGAUAUGCUAAGUGGAAAUGGAUCCAAUGAUUUGUGAUCUGUGGUCUGGCCACAUCUGGCUAUUGAUUCUCAUUUGUUUCUGCGGCUUCGAGCAAUCCCGCGGUUUCUUUGUGGACUAUACAGAGAACACGGAGCUAAUUCAACAGAGAGCCGGGUUUGAUGUCAAACUGCAGUGCAAUCUCCAAGGUCUGGUCGAUGAAAGCAUGUUGGAUGACAUCAAGAUACAUUGGUACUUCAAGCAAUGCAGUGAGAAUAAUUGUCAUCAUCUGGAGUCUGUGGAUGAAUGGACUGCCUUGCCUUGCGAGCCGAGUCUUUGUCGUCCGGAACUGUGGCUCCGCAAUGUGACGGAACGGUAUUCGGGACUCUACAAAUGCAGCAUUAAUCCUCACAUUUGGGAUAAAGCCCAAUCCGUGGAUGUCCAACUGGUGCGCACCUAUCAACUGGAUGUUAAGAAUACCUCCCUGGCUGCUCCCGAGUUCGUGGACUCGUAUCCUAACAACAAGACGACUUUGGUGGGCAGUCGGGUAGUCUUCCAAUGCCGUGUCCACAGCGAGGAGCAUCCCACAAUCAAGUGGUUUCGCCGGCAAACCUACGUGGGAACUCUGUCAGCUGGAGAGGCAUCCUUGCCAACAACGGCCUCCAACUUCAGUACGCAUAUUGUCCGGUACAAUGGUCGGACAUAUGAGCUGCUGUCCACUGACCCCGAAAAAUUGAUGGCACCCCAGAUAUAUCUCAGCAAGUUGAUUCUGGACGGAGUGAGAUUGAGAGAUGGCGGUCACUACGCCUGCGUGGCCAUCAGCUAUCGGGGUCACAAAAUCCGGGAGGCGUUCCUCGAAGUGCUGCCCGUACAAGAUGAUCCGGAUCAGGAGAAGGAAUACUGGUCGGACUACGAUAGUGGAGAUGAGGGAGUUCCAACUAGCGAUCCCCGGGAGUUCCUGCUGCUCUUCCUUAUGCCACUGGGAUUGGCUCUGCUUCCCCUAACUGUGUGGUUUAGUUAUGUGUUGUACAAACGCUGCUCCGAAGGCCACAGUGAUUGCCAGCGGAUAGAUUCGGAUGAGGACCUGGACACGGAAAGGUGUGUCCUUGGCGGGAAUUAGUACUUGGUGCCAAUGCCUAAAUGUGUGGAAGCUGCAUUACGCUUAUUAAGACUAUGAAUAAAGACUGUCUAUAGGGUUAAGGAAGUUAUAUCUUCGAUUUGAAAUAAAUACAAAGAUUAAAUAUUA
Drosophila subpulchrella is the source of this 2203-nucleotide messenger RNA. RefSeq names its product cell adhesion molecule-related/down-regulated by oncogenes. The transcript has 4 exons. NCBI's taxonomy places the organism in Eukaryota, Metazoa, Arthropoda, Insecta, Diptera, Drosophilidae. The record is from RefSeq and is a predicted model, not a curated record. Bases 998 to 2077 code for a protein of 359 amino acids.